This is a messenger RNA of Castor canadensis (American beaver), 3898 nucleotides long. The record is from RefSeq and is a predicted model, not a curated record. NCBI's taxonomy places the organism in Eukaryota, Metazoa, Chordata, Mammalia, Rodentia, Castoridae.
CAAGGAGAUCGAACGGAGCGGCAUUGCGACAUUCGAGACAAGGCUGGUGGCGCAAGGCGUAGCGGCAUCGUGCGGCUGGGGGUGAGGCGAGAAAGCAGAAAGCAUCCUCCAUGCUCGUAUAAAAUUGGUCAUAUGACUACCACCUCUGUGAUCCAGCAGGAGUUCUAAUAUCUGGCAGCUUUACCACCUCUGAGAUCCAACAGGAGUCCUAAUAUCUGGCAGUCCUAAUAUUUUAGGGGGCCAGCACAGGCCCCCUAAAACUAAUACCAACAAACAUAUCCAAAGGUAAAAAGAUAAACUUUUUAUUUAUAGUUUGGGGCAUAAGAGAUCUGCUUUUGAAGAAGUAGUUUUUGGGUGAGAACUGCAUCCUUAAAAAACCAACAGAGGAUUAAAACGGCCCUGGACUGUUCCACAAUUUGGUGAUUCAAAAAGAACUACCCCCUACAAGGAAAAUGGCCUAAGCCUCUAAGAUAGAGAGGGGAAGAUGUAUAAGGCUUUUGUUCAGCAUACAUAUUCUUGAAAGCCUAAAAUUGGAUGGACAGUUCUGUUAUUUAGUGCUUUCUGGCUUUAAUAUCAUGUCUCUAGUUUUCUCAUUCACAGGGUAAGGCUACUUUUCCAGAUAGUUCAGCCUCUGAGUCACCAGUUUCCAAGGGCAUUUGCAUCACCUAUGGCAAACAUCGGAUCCUUGCACACCAGAUGUCCUUGACAACUCAUCCCAUCAUACCCACUGCACAGAAGUUGCUCCAUCAGCAGACACCCUGGCAACUACUGAGCUUUUUCCCACAAAAUAGAUACAGAAUCACUGCCAACAAAACAGUGUAUAAGCGUCUCUUCACAGUAUCACUACCGGUUGAAACUGAGAGAAUCAGUGGGCCUAGAUGAGGACCCUUCUCUUCUUGGGUAGCCAGGUUUGAAGGAGAUAUUCUGUGACCUGUGCCACUGGUAAGUCACUAACACUUUUACACACUGAACUGAUCCUGAGGACUAAAAUGUCUUUGUAAGUGAAGAAUACACAACAUAAUCUUGAAGAAUUGUACAGUGGUGUGGGCCAAAGGCUUUACUUUGUGUAACAGACUGAGAGACAGACAAAUUAAUCUUGAUGAAAAGAUUUUUGAUUCAUAUUUCUAUUUAUGUUAGUCAGUUUCUGCUGACUUAGAUUGUUACCUUUUUCUGGUUCCUUACUCUGCUUUAUUCUAAUGGGUCCCAGAAAUCCCUCUCCUGACCGCUUAACAGAAUCAGAGAGUGGGGAAGAAGAAAGCAUUAGCUACCUAAAUGAGAGUUCUGGGGAAGAGUGGGAUUCCUCUGAAGAAGAGGACCCCAUGAUACCCAACCUAACACCUCUGGAGAGUCUUGCCUGGCAGGUUAAGUGCCUUCUGAAAUAUUCUACAACUUGGAAACCUUUAAAUCCUAAUUCCUGGUUAUAUCAUGCUAAACUUUUGGAUCCAAGCACUCCAGUCCAUAUACUUCGAGAGAUAGGUCUAAGACUCUCCCAUUGUUCCCAUUGUGUCCCCAAACUGGAACCAAUUCCUGAAUGGCCCCCUCUGGCCUCUUGUGGAGUUCCUCCUUUUCAAAAGCCCCUCACAAGUCCCAGCCGACUCUCUAGACAUCAUGCCACUCUAAAUGGAGCACUGCAAUUUGCCACCAGACAGUUAAGCCGAACAUUGAGUAGAGCCACUCCCAUACCUGAAUACUUAAAACAGAUCCCUAAUUCUUGUGUUUCUGGUUGUUGCUGUGGCUGGCUAACUAAAACAGUUAAGGAAACAACCCGUACUGAACCCAUCAACACUACUUACUCCUAUACUGACUUCCAAAAGGCAGUUAACAAACUCCUAACUGCAUCACUGUAAAGGUCAGCAUUUGUCCUGAUAUCCCUGAUGUUUCUAUUUAAGAAAAGAAUACAGAAUCAAUCACUACCCAGCCUACAGUUGAGAAACCCAUACCUUCUCAACCAAAUUAUGCCAUGUCUUGACAAGCUAAAGUACUACAAAGUACUGAAUUGCCCAAGAGUUCUAUAAUCCACCUGUAGGAAGUGUAGAUUGUAAAUAUGCCUUCCGACAGACCCUGUGGAUAAAAUGAGAACUUUAAUGAAGAAAUUAAUCAGAAGAUACCAUUAAAAGAUAAGUUGCAUAUUCUCCAUACUCAGUAUUUACCCCACCCCAAUUUAUACGAUCUAUCUAAAUCUACUUUAUCUAGUUACCUGAUAAUUAAUGGGAAGGGAAAAUACGCCAUUACCCCUUUUGUUACUUAACCAUCAUAACAGCCUUGAAAAGGUGUGACACAAACAUCAGAAAACCAGGAUUUGACUACCCACAAUAAAACCUUUGUUGAACAUGGUGGUCUUUGCAGACUAUUAUUUCUAGGAAUAUAGUUGAACUGAACUUAAUAACUGCAAAAAGGGAAAAUGUGAGAAUAUGGACUUCUCUCCCAGCUUUUAUACAGAUGUACCUACACCUAUACCCAUCAGGAGUUCCUGUUUUUUGUGGGGAGUGCAGUUUCAGACCUUUUCUGCCCUAUUCCAAACACCUUAUGAUGCCUUGCAAAUACAGCAUGGACAUUCUAAACCAUAAGCUCCCACCAGGCUGUCUGGCUAAACUGACCGUGAAGACCACUCCCUGGGUUUAAACAAACUCUUGUUUAUCAGGAAUAUGCUUCCUGAAUCUUAGCACCAAGACUUUUGUCAAUAGCAAAUAAAAUACAUUCCAAAAGCUGAAGGAUUAAGGCAGAACGUAUGUUUUCAGUAUUAACUGCCAAGGAUUGAAAUAUUUCAUCUUUAUAACUUUUCCUGGAGCAUGGGAUUUUAUACACCCUAUCUACUUCAAACAGUUUAGGAGCCUUCUAAUUUUAUGGAACCUUCCUAUAGAAAAUCUCAUCCCAGCACAUCUAAAUUUAAGAGUUUUAUUAGCAGCUUUGUUUUUCUAAGUAGAUGUAGCUUUAGAUUUUCUUAGAGCUGAACAAGGAAGAGUAUGUGCCCCUGUAAAUGAGGUUUGCUGUGUUUAUUUAAAUGAGUCAAAAAGUAGAAAUUGACAUGUAUAAAAUGCAUGAGACUGUUAAGUCUUUUCACAUACCCUACAAAAAAGAGCAAAACCUAUGUGUAAUCCUGGAUAACUGAGCAUUUAGAGGGAGUCAGAAAACAGAUGGUUAAAAAUAUGUCAUAUACCCUCUUUAUUUUAGUUUUUUUUCCUAUUCUCCAUAAUAGUUGUGUUCAAGGUGGAUUCCAAAAAUUGACGCAUCAAUGGAAUCACAAAUUCUGUAAAUGUGUAAGUUUAAGGAGAGUGAAGAGUGCUUAUAACCUUAUGAGUAUUUAUACUGAGCCUUAGCUGUCCUGUUUUAAGGAAAAGGGGGGAAUUGGUAGUAGGAAUUACUGACCUGAAACCAUAGCACACUGUUAGUGUAACUGAAUGUGUAGGAAACUGCUCUAUGUGGAUGUGUAAAAUUAGAUUUCAAAAUGUUGCAAGAACAUGUUUGGUUUUGUUUUUUUUUUUAAGGGGAAGGGGUGGGAAGAAGUAGGAAAGAAGUCUGGAAAUUACAAUAUAUUGAUGUUUAUGUAUCCAUAGUAUGUUUCUUUUUCUCUGUGUGUGUAUAAAAGUGCCUUGCUCAUGAAUGCAUUUUUGCUACUGACUCUGAAAGGAAGCUUUUCCCUAGCUUGGCAGCUGAAUAAACCAGUAGCUUUCUACAUGCUGAACAGAGUAUGGUCAUUUGUCCUCAACAAAGGAAAUACAGCCUUCUUUACUUAAAGCAUAUUCAACAUUCACUAAGUACUGAAUGCAGUUAAUAGAUAAACUAUCUGUGUCUAUAUGGUAUCUGUGAGGUAUAUAGUAUCUAAGUAAUCCCCAGUCCCACAGAAUCCCUGGAUAAGCCUUAAAUUUCUGCUGCUUUUUGCAUGCUACAGACUUGGGGU